Molecule: messenger RNA, 1885 nt
Organism: Schizosaccharomyces cryophilus OY26
Lineage: Eukaryota; Fungi; Ascomycota; Schizosaccharomycetes; Schizosaccharomycetales; Schizosaccharomycetaceae
Product: anp family mannosyltransferase complex subunit
Exons: 1
Coding region: 102-1406 (434 amino acids)
Biological process (GO): protein N-linked glycosylation; cell wall mannoprotein biosynthetic process
Cellular component (GO): mannan polymerase complex
Molecular function (GO): alpha-1,6-mannosyltransferase activity
Source: RefSeq, a predicted model, not a curated record
GUCUUCUCACUACCAACCACACCGAAACCUUACUUCUCAAAGUUUCUGGCAGAUUAGCCGUAAAAAACUAUUUGAGAACCGUUCAGAUAAUCUCUUCCAAGAUGAAACCUGAAAAGCUUUUCGGAAGGGAUGGUGGACCGUUCAAUAACUUACCGAAUCGCUUUCACCCCAAAAGUUACGGAAGUUCCAUGUUUCGACAGAAGGGUGCUAGAAUUGCCGGUGUGAUUGGCUUAAUAUUUAUUGUUUUCAUGUUUUUCCAUGGCUCUUUCUUUUCAGCUGUUGAACAAAUACCCACUUCCUUGUAUACGAUGAAUGAUGAUCCUUCUUAUCAAUACAGGGAGUAUGACUUACGUGACUUAAUGAAUGUUAAAUUUACCGGAGACUAUUCUAAAAGCGGACACAUCCUUAUUUGUGCUCCUCUUAGAAACGCUCGGGACCAUUUGACUAUGUUUUUCGAACAUUUACGUAACUUAACUUAUCCUCAUCACUUGAUUGAUUUGGCCUUCUUAAUUUCUGAUACAGAUGAUAACACCCUCGAUUCUUUAAAAUCCAAGUUAGAAAUUCUUCAAAAAGAUGAGGAUACUAACAUGCGUUUCAACAGUGCUGUCAUUUAUUUAAAAGAUUUUGGUGCGCUAGUUGGUCAGCAAUUUAGCGAUCGACAUGGAUUUGCUGCUCAGGGUCCAAGACGCAAACUUAUGGCACGCGCGCGUAACUGGUUGCUGUCCGCUGCUCUCAAGCCAUAUCACUCAUGGGUUUAUUGGCGUGAUGUAGAUGUUAAAAUUGCCCCAAAUACUAUUUUGGAAGAUCUGAUGCGUCAUGAUAAAGAUGUUAUUGUACCCAACGUAUAUCGCCCUCUUCCUGAGUGGUUUGGUACCACUGAACAAGCCUAUGAUUUGAAUUCAUGGUCUGAAUCUGAAACUGCUCUUCAGCUUGCCGAAACCCUUGAUGAAGAUGCUGUUAUUGUUGAAGGGUAUGCCGAAUAUGCCACAUGGCGACCUCAUUUGGCAUACCUUCGUGAUCCUAAUGGUGAUCCUAAUGCUGAAAUGAAUUUAGACGGUAUCGGCGGUGUUUCAAUUAUGUCUAAGGCAAAGGUUUAUUUUGAGGGUGCCCAUUUUCCUGCUUUCUCAUUCGAACGUCAUGCUGAAACUGAGGGCUUUGGUAAAAUGGCUAAGCGCAUGGGCUUUUCCGUUGUUGGUCUUCCUCACUAUGUUAUCUGGCAUAUUUACGAACCAAGUGAUGAAGAUAAAGUUAUUAUGGCUGAAAUGGAAAGGGAACAAAAAGAAAGAGAAGCAGCUGAAAGGGAAGCUGAAGCUCAAGCUCAUCGUGCUCAAAGUGCGACUCAGCGGUAUAAGGACGAUGGAGCUGAAGAAGGUCCUUUAGCUCAUGGUAAUGACCACAGUUCCUGAACACGUUUAAAUACGAUAAAAAAUGCCUUCAAUCGUGUUCUUUAACUAGUUUCUCUAAAGGCGAUAGAAGCCCAAAAGCUUACUUCUCUAAUUAUUUCACCAGCAUAUUAUGUUAAUAAGCGGAUUCAUUUAUUUACUAAAGUCUUUCUUUUACUUGUCAUCAUAAUAAUUGCCUUUAUUUAAUUGCUUGUAUCCAUGUGUAUCUGAUAUUCUAUUACUUUGGGUAUUGUACGGCAAGCUUUAAAGUCAAAGUUAUAAAAAUAUAGGUUUUUGGAAACGCUUUAUAGUGUAUAGAACAAAAAAGCUCAUGCUGGUGCCUAUCUUUAUGUUCCGACUGAAUUGCAGUUAAUCUACCUUUUCUUAUUGUUUUAUUUUUUUCUCAGAGAAUGGUGUUGAAAAUAUGAAUGCUUUUUAUUCCAUUUUCUUUUUUGGCUUCUACAUUAUUGGAGUAGUUUUCUAUUUUUCAAUUACAGUUGAAG